Messenger RNA from Auanema sp. JU1783, 777 nucleotides. The record is from the annotation of a GenBank genome assembly. Lineage: Eukaryota; Metazoa; Nematoda; Chromadorea; Rhabditida; Rhabditidae.
AUGAAUCGUAUAAAGCAUUUUCGUAGCUUCUCAACAUCAAUCAGCCAGCUUACAAAGAAGAAAAAUAUUUCUCAUUCUUCUCAUAAGCAAAGUGAUGUAAAUUCUUCUUAUAAAGUAACUACAUCUCGUGGUAUGAUCAAUGAAAUAUUCCCGAAACUAGAUUAUCUUCUCGUUUUGGACUUCGAAGCUACAUGCGAAGCCGAUUCAUUGAUUUUGCCUUGUCAAGAAAUAAUAGAAAUGCCGGUUAUUGCUUUGGACACUGAGACAUGGGAAGAGAAAGCAAAGUUUCAUCAAUAUAUUACGCCAACAGAACGCCCCAUAUUAACAUCUUUUUGUACCCAACUCACGGGUAUCAUUCAAGAAAUGAUAGAAGGCAAACCACAUAUCAAUGACGCUCUUGAAAUGUUCCACGAAUGGCUCAAGCAGGAAAACAUUAUUGACUCCAACUUCGCUUUCGUGACAUGUGGAGAUUGGGAUUUGAAAGUUGCAUUGCCGAAUGAAGCAAAAUUCAAAGGAAUAACUUUGCCAGAAUACUAUUCCCGGUGGAUAAAUGUCAAAAAAUCGCAUGGUCAGUAUACUGGGCAGUUCGCAAAAAGCCUUUCUGAUCUAUUGAGCUUUUAUAACAUCAAGCAUGAAGGACGACUUCAUAGUGGGAUAGAUGACGCUAAGAAUAUUGCUGCAAUCGUAAAAGCUUUAGGAUUUGAGGGACACAAAUUCAGAGUGAAUAGUGGUUCUAGUUACAAGGAGAGGCUAUUCAAACGGAGUCCUGCUAAUUGA